UUUCCACAAAUCCAUUCUUAAUUUUCACGUAUGUCGGAACAUUACAGCUAUUGCACAUAAUUUCCUAAUAUUGCGAUUCGUUAAGCAUUCAAACCUCUGAGGCUCUGACCAAGAACUCCUGUGAUGCCGUUCGGGUUUUGUUAGAAGCAUUGUUGAAAGAUGAUGGUUCUGUUGUUAUUAUAUUGUUAGAAGCAUCUAUGAUAGGUUUACAAAUUAUAAUUAUCUUUGACCAUUGGAGGCCAAAGAGGAUCAACUAUAGGUCCUAUAAGAAAAUCAUAUAUACAUUUGCAUGCUCAAUUUAUGUAGCCAAUGGCUAAUUCUCUAGUAGAAGCUGUGAUGUUAACCGUUCCAGAACCACCAUCCAGGAAGAAAACAUGCAAGGAUCAAGCCACAAAAACAGAUGACCCUGAGAAUUCUGUCACCUUUGUUUAUCAGACCAAAGUAGCAGAAUCAUUACGAUGUGUAACAGUUUCAUGGUGCAAGAACCCCACAGACCAUUUCCUUUCCAUGAGCGUGGAGAACACCUUGGAAGAAAACAAGUACACCUGCAAGAUUGAUUUGGAAUCAGGGCAGUCUUGGGGGAAAAAGGGUCUUAGAUCCUUUGAAAUACAAGGUGCAAGAGUAGACAUUUUCUGGGAUCUUCGGAAGGCGAAAUUCAACACAAGUCCACAACCAUGCUCAGGUUAUUACGUUGCCUUGGUGUACAAGAAAGAGGUGCUUUUGUUAUUGGGGGAUUUGGAGAACGAUGCUUAUGAUAGAACCAAAUCAAAACCAUCCCCUGAAGAGGCUACCUUGUUGUGCAAGAGAGACAAUGUGUAUGGUAAGAAGCUGUUUUGCACCAGAGCCAUUCUGGAAGAUGGUAAUAGUAAGACAGAACAUGAUGUUGUGAUUGAGACUUCCCUUUGUGGGCCUGAUGAUCCAGAAAUGUGGAUUAGCAUAGAUGGGAUGUUGGCCAGUAGAAUAAUGAACUUGCAUUGGAGAUUCAGGGGGAAUGAAAUAGUGAUGGUUAAUAAUUUGCCUGUGCAAAUAUUUUGGGAUGUGCAUGAUUGGCUCUUCAAUGACCUUGGUUCUGGCCCUGCCUUCUUUGUUUUCAAGCCAGGUUUUGUGGAAACGACUAGUGAUUCUAAUGGCAGAGAAUGCUCAGGAAGAAGCGGGGGUAGCAGCAUGUGUGAAUUGCUAGAGGAGAAUCCAUCCUCCAAAGGUUAUUGCCAUUUUCUAUAUGCUUGGAGAAUGGAUUGAGAUUAAUUUGUGUUCUACAAAAAGUUGUUUUUUUGUUUGUUUGUAGUAAAGUAUAAGUGCUACUUUCAUAC
Molecule: messenger RNA, 1310 nt
Organism: Cajanus cajan (pigeon pea)
Lineage: Eukaryota; Viridiplantae; Streptophyta; Magnoliopsida; Fabales; Fabaceae
Source: RefSeq, a predicted model, not a curated record